Colletotrichum gloeosporioides is the source of this 378-nucleotide messenger RNA. RefSeq lists its product as uncharacterized. The coding region runs from base 1 to 378 and encodes 125 amino acids. The record is from RefSeq and is a predicted model, not a curated record. The transcript has a single exon. Lineage: Eukaryota; Fungi; Ascomycota; Sordariomycetes; Glomerellales; Glomerellaceae.
AUGAAAAACCACAAAGACGUCUAUGCAAUCGACUGCCCCGUCUGCGCGAUCAAAGCACGCAUGGUCAACCCAGACCGCAAUCCCACAUGCGGCCACAUAGACUACCCUGCCGACCGCCUCAUCGACCUCAUACUGAAGUAUACUCCCCGGGGUCCGCACCCAGUCUGGAACAGGUCAGAGGAAGUUGCUAUUUGCAGCGUCAUCUCAGCAUGGUGCGGCAGAUCCGAAAGGCGUCGGUUUAUGAGCUUGCGGCUCUGCGUUGCAUGCUACGAAAAGCACGUUGGCCCUUCCUUCUCCGACGGAUGGCUGCUCAAUUCGGCUUUGCCUGAUGCGGAUGCCCUUGGAUUCUGGGAUAAGCGGCCAGGGGGCGUCAACUGA